Molecule: messenger RNA, 1350 nt
Organism: Thamnophis sirtalis
Lineage: Eukaryota; Metazoa; Chordata; Lepidosauria; Squamata; Natricidae
Source: RefSeq, a predicted model, not a curated record
AUGAUCCUUCGUGUGGGACUGUGUCCUGGCCUCUCGGAUGAAAUGGUGCAGGUGCUAAAAGCCAAUGGCAUCAAAACAGUGGUUGAUCUUGUCUCAUCGGAUCUGGAGGACGUUGCCCAGAAGAAUUCCUUAUCAUACAAGACCUUAGUUGCGGUACGGCGUGUGUUGCUGGCACAGUUUUCCCCCUUCCCAGUCAAUGGGGCAGAUCUCUAUGAAGAGUUGAAGCACACCACAGCAAUCUUGUCUACUGGAAUUGAAAGGGAUGAAAGAGAAGCACUGAAACAAACUCAUCCGGUUGAUUUUGUGCUUAAGGUGUGCUUCAUUGUCGCUGCAAAUGUAUCCCAUAAUCUCAAGCAGACUGUCCUGUACGUUGACUCAACUGGGGGCUUCACCAGUGCACGUCUACUGGAGCUCCUGAACUGCUUAACUGUGGAUGAGGAAGAGCAGGCUGAAGCAUUGCGGAGAAUCCAGGUUUUUCGUGCAUUUGAUGCCUAUAAAAUGCUUGAUGUGCUGCAGGAAGUCCGCAGUUACAUGGCCAAGCAGAUACUCAGCACCUCUGGACCAGUGAAGCUGCUGAUUGUGGAUUCCAUUUCUGCUGUAAUUUGCCCUUUCUUGGGACUUCGGCAGCCCGACGGCAUGGCCCUCAUGAUGCAUUUGGCUAGGGAGAUGAAAAGCCUUGCCAAAGAAUUUGGGAUUGCCGUAUUGUUGACAAAUCAUGUGACCAGAGAUGCUGCUGGUGGUUUUAAACCAGCAUUGGGUCGCUCGUGGAGUUACAUACCUAACACUCGGCUUCUGUUGGAGAAGAGAAAAGUCAAUUCUGAGAAAGCAGGUCGAGUUGCAUCUUUGAUGAAAUCUCCUCGACAGCCUUUUGGAGUUCAGGUAGAAUUAGACCUGAGGAACUGGGAAGUGAAAAAAGGAAGUCUGGUCACAGAAGGAGAAGAACUAAAUGACGGCAUGGGUGUGUCUUCCUGAUCCACCAUUGGCUUUCCUGAACAUUCAGAAGGUUUGAAAAUGGAAAAAAAGCAGUUCAGGUGUUGGAGGAACGAUAAACACCAGUAUCAGCCUUCUCCUAACAGACUCUGUCUCCCCAAUUGAUUGGAUUUCAGCUCCCAGAAUCCUGAAAGAACAUGGCCUACAGUCGGGGAUGAUCUGAAGUCAAAAACUUUUGGAAGACACAGUUUCUUUGAUUGAGACAUUAUAUUGCAGUGAUGGCGAACCUUUUCGGCAACGACUGCCCAAAUCGGAACACCUGUACAUGUGCAUGGAUGUGCAUGUGCCGGAGCACUGGAAACCCAAAGACCAGCUGGCUGGCGCAUCCAUGCCUGUUUUCAGGCCGUUUUUCAGGGCAAA